Messenger RNA from Linum trigynum, 2124 nucleotides. The record is from the annotation of a GenBank genome assembly. Lineage: Eukaryota; Viridiplantae; Streptophyta; Magnoliopsida; Malpighiales; Linaceae.
CACUCCAACACUACACUUUAUUUUUCAUUCCUAGCAAGGAUCGCACACAAACCUCCUAUGUAGAACCUCUAUGGAACUCAAAAGUGAGAGCUCCGAGACACAAGGAUGACUCAUGUUUAGACACGAAGAAAGGAUUGGGGGUCGUUCUAUCAACACCAUUAAGCUCACAAGCACGAAGCUCUUAACUUAAGAAUGACCCUCGAAGUCACAAGGCUCAAAGGGGUUGACUAGUGGAUAACACAUUUUGGGACAAUCAACAUUUGGGCGUGGACUAAUCCUAUGCCUCCAUCAUACUCACUAGUGACAAAUCUGAUGUUACUCGCCAUGGUAAGAGGGAUCUAAACACACAAGAAGAAAACGAUUGGCUCAAAGCUCACAUGGCUACCUAGUCACCCAACCAUCUAUUCCAAUUCACAAACACAAUGCAUGGCAAUUGUAAUCAACAAGUAAUCGAGUCAAGACAUCCAUUCAUUUAUGCACACAUGAGAACUAAACUUUUGCACUAUCCUAAUGGACCUCUCAGUCAUCAUCAUAGGAUAUACUCGAUCACAUGCACCAAUUCAAGGUCAAUGCCAAUAAACACGAGAUUUUCCCACACACCGGCCACUUUGAUCAUGCAAACAUUGCUUGGUGCCCUCAAAAUUUUGAAAUUUGGGCAUACAUAAGGCUCCAAACAUCAAUCACACUCACACAAGCAUAAUAGUAUACUACCCCCCCCCCCCCCCCCCACACACACACACUUAAGCUCGACAUUGCCCUCAAUGACAUAAGAAAGGGGUAGAAUGAUGUUACCGCUUGGGCUUGGUGAGUGAUAGUUGGAAUCCACUCUGGGGUAGGAUAUUUGGAGCUUCAAGGAGAGAUAAAAACACACACACAAUACGACUCGCUCGUGGUGAGGUUAUUAUAAACACAAUAUGAUAGUAGUAGUAGUUUAUGGUCACACACACAAAAGAAAGAAAACUAAAAAAAAACAAGUUCAGAGUUAUAAGUGGAGAAGUGGGGCGAAAGAAAUCGGCUCUGUCACAUGUCUCACUCGUCAGCUACCUCUCGCGGGUGGAAGGACCCUCCCUCUCAUCUGGAAGGAGGCCCUGACGUUGAGCCAUCAGCUCGAGGAGAUCAGUCUAUCGGUCGAGGCAGGAAGUCACUCCCGGGAAGCUCGUCUCAAGGUGAUCCACCUUCUGGACAAGGGGAUUACCGUCUGCUGCUGCUGGUGGUGGCUGGGCUGGGCGCUGGAGAGCGGGACGCCGGCAGCGGCCGGGUGCUCGAGCAUGUGGCUGCUCUGCUGGUGGGCCCUCAAGAUCAGGACUCAAUUCCACAAUGUACUGAAUUGGUCCAAAGGUGCGCAAUAAGCGCAUGGAGUGCAAGGUACCCUCGUCAAACCUCUAGGUGUGCCCUUCUCUCGAGCACCCUGCAAGGAUGACAUUGAAGUAUCGAGCAAGGCGAGUGAUGUAGGGACCCAUCGAUGUGACAUAACAAUGGUUUCCCUCUUGGCCCUAGAAAAAGAAGCGGCCAUGACUAAACCCAGAUGCAGAGUGCUAGAUAGGUCCACCAUGCAAGAACACGCCAAUAAAAUUCUCUCGGUUAUCUUGUUCGGGUUGUGGUACGCCGAGUAGGGGGAACGAGCCAGGAGUGCAACAAUGACCCGCCACUGGGGUUGGAGUGUAGAUGCCAAUGUGAGGGCCGACCUAAACUUUUUCCUUCGGUACUUUGGAAGGCAAAACUUCAGAAAUGUGGCAUUCGCGUCAAAACUUCGGAUGGCGUCUUCCUCCCAAUCGUCCUCAUGUUUGGCUUUCACUCCAAGGGCCUCGGGGUAUGGCUGGUCCAUGUUAACCAUCCUGUACAAAUCAGCAAACCAGCACCAUAUGUGGAAACAAUCAUCAAAUAUUGCUCAUUGGGAGGAAAAUAGAUUCUCCCCACACCUAUAUUCCCGCCAUGGAUAUCAAACAUUUAAGCUUAAGCACACCGUGGCAUGAUUGUGGGUAUUUCACAGUUCAUUCAUACAAAAGUACGGACCACAACCCAAACCACGGUGGCUACCAUCCACCAAACAAGCAUAAAUGUUCUCAAGCAUUCACAAAAUAGCACUUGGUGGGCAAAUUCUGAAAAGAAAGACAAUUCGAUUCA